Carassius auratus (goldfish) is the source of this 2570-nucleotide messenger RNA. Its product is annotated as sodium-coupled neutral amino acid transporter 4-like. Lineage: Eukaryota; Metazoa; Chordata; Actinopteri; Cypriniformes; Cyprinidae. The coding region runs from base 299 to 1897 and encodes 532 amino acids. The record is from RefSeq and is a predicted model, not a curated record. The transcript has 16 exons. Gene Ontology annotation, cellular component: plasma membrane. Gene Ontology annotation, molecular function: L-amino acid transmembrane transporter activity. Gene Ontology annotation, biological process: amino acid transmembrane transport.
UUCUGGAAGCCCGUGUGGCCUUCAGUGAAGCAGGUGGAGGGGAGAGGGGGCGGAGCUUCGCUCUGAGUGGUUGACAAUUGGAGUGUUCUGAUUGGAUGACGUGGGCCCUCCCAAUGCUCUUUAAAGCUUCCACUCACCUCCAGGGCUAAAAAACGAAGCUCAUCCUUGUUCUGUGAACACAUCUAGUGUCCUGCUUGUUAACGGCUUUCAUUAGCUGCUUCCUGGUGUCAGUUCCAGCUCCAACCAAAUCUCUCUGGUACUUCUUCCAGCCAUUUUCCCAAAGACCAAAUCUGUGAACAUGGACCGUCUGGAGCUGAAGAAAGUGAGCACAGAGGCGGACGACGAAAGCAGCGUGGACGAUCGCUUCACGCCCAUCGAUUCAGAGAAGGCCAGCCAGUUUCUGGAUGAGGACGACGGAGAGAGUCAGAAGUUUCUCACCAAUGGCAUCAUGAAGAAGAAGAAAUAUGAUGAAGAAGAAUAUCACCCGGGUCACACAUCGUUCGGGAUGUCCGUCUUUAACCUCAGUAACGCCAUCAUGGGAAGUGGAAUUCUGGGACUGUCCUUCGCCAUGGCCAACACUGGCAUCAUACUGUUUGUCAUUCUCCUGCUUGGAGUCGCUAUCCUGUCGCUUUACUCCGUUCAUCUGUUACUAGUGACGGCCAAAGAAGGAGGCUCGCUGAUCUACGAGAAGCUCGGAGAGAAAGCGUUCGGAUGGCCGGGAAAAAUGGCAGCUUUUGGAUCGAUAACUCUGCAGAAUAUCGGAGCCAUGUCCAGCUACCUGUUUAUAGUCAAAUACGAGCUUCCAGAGGUGAUUAAAGCUUUUCUCGGGCUGCAGGAGAACUCUGGUGAAUGGUACCUGGACGGGAAUUAUUUGGUGGUGUUUGUGUCCGUGGGCAUCAUUCUCCCGCUGUCUCUGCUGAAGAACCUGGGGUAUCUGGGCUACACCAGCGGCUUCUCGCUCUCGUGCAUGGUGUUCUUCCUGGGAGUGCUGAUCUAUAAGAAGACGAUCCUGCCGUGUCCUCUUCCGUUCUUCUACCAGCACGAGUCAAACAUGAGCGUGAACGGCUCGGACGCUCUGGGUCUGUACUCGCUGCACAACGCCUCGGCGCUGGCCUCUUUAUCAGCAGCGAACGCUCCUCACCUGGAUCCUCACGCACCGCUCCACAGCGCCGUCCAGGUCACGCCUCACCCCGAGGACACCGAGGACAUGUGCACGCCCAAAUACUUUGUGUUCAACUCACAGACCGUGUACACCGUUCCCAUCCUCGCCUUUGCUUUCGUGUGUCACCCUGAAGUUCUGCCCAUCUACAGCGAACUCAAAGAUCGCUCUCGGAGGAAGAUGCAGACCGUCUCAAACCUGUCCAUCCUGGCGAUGCUGGUCAUGUACCUGUUCUCCGCUCUCUUCGGCUAUCUGACCUUUUACGAUCAUGUGGAGGCAGAGCUGCUUCACACCUUCACCAAGGUCUAUAAGUUUGACACGAUGCUUCUUCUGGUGCGUCUGGCCGUGCUGACCGCUGUGACACUGACCGUUCCCAUUGUGCUGUUCCCCAUCCGUUCGUCCGUCAUCACGCUGUGUUUCGCUGGAAAAGAGUUCAGCUGGAUCCGACACUUCCUCAUCGCCGCCGCGAUACUGGCCUUCAACAACCUCCUGGUGAUCUUCGUCCCCACCAUCAGAGACAUCUUCGGCUUCAUCGGUUCGUCUGCAGCCACCAUGCUCAUCUUCAUCCUCCCCGCCGCCUUUUACCUGCGGCUCGUCAAGAGCUUACCGUUCAGAUCGCCGCAGAAAAUAUCCGCGGCUGUUUUCCUGGUGGUGGGCGUCUUCUUCAUGAUCGGCAGCUUGUCUCUGAUCGUCUUGGACUGGAUCCACAAUCCUCCCGGCUCUAGAGGAGCUCAUUAAACCUCCGCAUGGACCUCUCUCUCCUCUCUCAUCUGUUUCCCAGCUCUCCGUUAAAGAGAGACCGAGCUGGGCAGAAGGGUUCAUCACAGAAGCACUUCAUGUUUGGUCUCAUCAGCUGGACAUAGAUAGAUAGAUAGAUAUAGCUGUUAACAGUUCACUCAAAGAUGAUAUUUCAGAACUAAAUGAUGCUGAUUCCAUUUCUGAGUGCACUCUGUGUUUAUUAUUAUCACUUGAAUCAGAUUUCCUCUUCGAGAGGGGAAAAAGGUCCAAUUUUUGUACCCAAAUUCUAGUGUUGGUCCACGCAAGCUUAGCUUUUUCCUCUCCACCUGAUUCGGUUCUCUUCGCUAAGAGGAUUUUGUGCAUUCAUCUUUCUAAAGAAGUUCAGAUAAUAAUUUAGCCACACCACACAGACACGAACAUCCGUUUGUGACUCAUUAAUCACACGCACAAGCCCAGACCCGACCGUUCGCUCUCUAACCCGGCUCCGCUUCACAGUCCCAUCACAUCAGGUUUACUGUGGAGACCACGAGAGGGUCACGCCUGUCGCCCUUGUCGUGUUUCUGCUUGCGCCGGUCCUGCCAAAGUGGACGAUAUUUAAAGAUCCUUUGGUGAUCUAUUUACUCAUGAAGCAAGUGAAUAUUUCAAAUGAAAUGGUUAUGAUAUUUUUGCAUGU